This is a messenger RNA of Larimichthys crocea (large yellow croaker), 1038 nucleotides long. RefSeq names its product protein shifted-like. The record is from RefSeq and is a predicted model, not a curated record. The coding region runs from base 3 to 419 and encodes 138 amino acids. The transcript is spliced from 5 exons. Lineage: Eukaryota; Metazoa; Chordata; Actinopteri; Sciaenidae.
GCAUGAAAAGAGGAACCAUCACGACAGCGUCUCCAAUCAGUGAUGAUUCAGGAAAGUGGAAGUGGUCGUUCAUCCUUGUGCCUGUGGUGUUAGUGGCACUUAUAGUCACUGCUGUGAAAGUCAUCAGAUGGAAGAGAGCUACAGGGAACGACACACGGAUGAAUGACGAUGCCGCUGAUCCUGAAGGUGGUGUUUCCUACGCCUCCGUCAACUUCACCAAGAAGCCCAACAGUAAAGGCCGAGCUCGGCGUGGUGGUGAUGGUGGUGGUGGUGGUGGUGGUGGUGGUGGUGAUGGUGGUGGUGGUGGUGGUGGCGAUGAUGCAGUGACCUACGCCACCGUGAAAGCUUCCUCUUCUUCUGCUGGAGCCUCUGCUGAUCUUCACGUUCUCUACGCCACCAUCAACAAACCAAACAAAUGAGAGAGCGCAGUAUAGUUACAGCUCGUGUCAUUACACUUAUUUCACACUGAUGACUGAUGCUGAGUCAUGUUUGGCUGUGUUUUUGUAUCAGAUGAUCAUUGUCAGGGUUUAUUGCUGUAAAGAGGCUUUUUGUCCAGUAGGGGGUGGAGUAGGUUAACUAGCAGUACAGUAACACAUUAUAUAUCUUCUUGAAAUAGAAAUGAGUAUAAUAUAUGACAUGUUUUGCUUGAUGAACUUGCUGUCAGGAGCUUUAAUAUGCUGGUGUUGUACCUAUCAGCAGGCGUAGUAGUUAUAGUAUAUUAUUAGUUUUUGCUGUAUUUCUCUGUACAUAUUUUGUCAUGCAGUCAUUUUAACACCAAUAUUCAGUCGACCAAAGCCUAAAAAGAGCUUUUAUAACAUGCUAAGGUGCUUUAUGAGCUGAGGAGUUCAUCUGGGUGACGCUUUGUUUGGAUGACGUGCCUACAGAUAGUUUGUCUGUCAUUUUUGUAACAUUUCUGAAUCUUAAGUCGAGCUUCAACACCACUGUGGUUAAGAUUUGGUUCAGUUCAGGCACAACAGAUAUCUUUAUCUUCAUAAAUUGUUAGAUUUCAUGGUAAAACCUAUAUUUUUAUGGCAUUUU